This is a messenger RNA of Triplophysa rosa, 3310 nucleotides long. Its product is annotated as OTU domain-containing protein 4-like. The transcript is spliced from 19 exons. Gene Ontology annotation, biological process: negative regulation of interleukin-1-mediated signaling pathway; regulation of protein K48-linked deubiquitination; protein deubiquitination. Gene Ontology annotation, molecular function: K63-linked deubiquitinase activity; cysteine-type deubiquitinase activity. The record is from RefSeq and is a predicted model, not a curated record. Lineage: Eukaryota; Metazoa; Chordata; Actinopteri; Cypriniformes; Nemacheilidae. Bases 1 to 3117 code for a protein of 1038 amino acids.
AUGGUGUUUGAUAGUUCAGACAGUCACAUGUUCAUUGAAGGUGAUUUUGAGAAAUAUCUGGAGAAUUUACAGGACCCUAAGAGCUGGGUUGGGCAGGUGGAAAUCACUGCUUUGUCUAAACUCUAUAAGCGCGAUUUCAUUGUUUUCCAGCAGCCUGAUGAACCUCCGGUCAGCAUCACAGAGAACGGCUUCCCUGAUAAGGUGCGACUCUGCUUCCUCAAUGGAAACCAUUAUGACAGUGUUUACCCACAAUCCUUUGAGAAAAGUGCAGCCGUGUGUCAAUCGGUCCUGUAUGAGCUGCUGUACGAUGGAGUUUGUGGCGUGGACCGCAGUGUUUUAGGUCCGUGUGUGAAGGGAGGUCGGGGACAAGACCGGCUGGACUCGGAGGAAUGUAAGAGCAGUGAAGAGUCCGACCUGGAGGAAGACGAGUUCUGGUCCAGUGAAGUGAAAGAGAAACCCGCGAGUGAAGUGAAGACCAGACCGUCACACAGGGGUCGUGGACGGGGCCGCGCUCGAGAUGGGGGACGUGAGUCUCUGUCCACAAAGGUCCAGAAAUCCUUAAACCCCGGCGUCUACAGGAACGUGGAAUAUGACGUCUGGCUUCGUUCUAAACGUCUUCAGCAGCAGCGAGAUUUCCGCAUGGCUGCAGCGAUGCAGUACACCGUUGGAGACAAAUGCAAAGUGCAGUUGAGCGGGCGUUUCUACAGUGCUUAUGUUCGGGAGGUCAGUCCUGACAACGGACCCGUCACUGUGUUCAUAGAGGAACUCGGCAGACAACAAACUGUGCCGUUGUUGAACUUGCGUUUGCCGUCUGAAGAGCCUCAGUCUUGGCAGAAAGUGUCUGAGAAGAGUAAAAGACAUCCGGCACCAAACAACGGACACACAGCGUCUGAAUGGGAGAACAGAGGAGGCCGGAGAGCAGGUAAACCAGCACCUUAUUCUGCCACCGGUGGUCGUGUGAACAAACAGCACUCCUGGCCUCCUCAGAGCAGCGCAGACGAACAGACGGCUGGACGCGGCAAAUUCAGGAGAUCUGAUCAGCGCAGCAGUCCCGUGCGUGUACUUCAACAGGAGGAAGAAGAGAACGCUCUGCUGGUGCUCCUGCACAAAGACGAACGCAACUUCCCUUCACUUGGAACAAGCCCACAAACGGUCACUGCUGUUGAGGUCACAAAAAGGGGAGGGGACAAGAAAAGGUCCCGGAAGAAAGAUCACAGGGGGUCCAUCUCGGAGACAGAUUUGACGGAAGCUCCACAAAAGCCUGCUCAGAGACGAGAGAGUAACACUACAGAAGAACAAGAGAGAAAAGUUAUAGAGGAGCCAGUUCAAAGAUCAUCUCCCACGGUCUCUCUCUCUGUCCCGACUCCAUCUCACACCGAGACACCUGCUGCCCUUCCUGCUUCAGAGAAGACUCCGGUCCAAACUCCAAAUAUAUCUUCUUCGCCUUCUGUCUCAGUUACUACCACCCUCUCUAAACCUCCCGGACAACCUGCCCCGGUUCUGCCCCCAGCUGCUGAACCUAAUUCACAUUCUUCUCAAGCGCUCUCUCAAAACACCCCCGUGAGCUCUUCUGCACCCACUCAGGCUGCCCUGGUUGUACCCCCCACCACUGUCCAAGCACCUGCUUCUGUCUCAGCCCCAGAUGACCUUGUUAAAACCGCCCCGCCAGUCUCUAUAUCUGCCCCUCCCUUCAUACCUUCCCCUGCAGUACCUGUUUCUGCACCCCCUCCUGCCCCAGUUCAAACAACUGCUUCUGUAUCAGACACUCCUCACCAGUCUUCUACAGCCCCUCCCACUGAUGGGGGCAAUGCUCCGCCCACCGUCCAGCCGACAGCAGACAUUCGUACUGUCACAGCUACUGCUGAGCCCGCACAGGCUCCGCCUCCAGUCACACCUAACACAUCAGAGCCACGCCCCUGUGAAUCACUGGAAACACCUGCCUUAGAUGUAGCGUGUGCUCCUGAUCAUCUGUCUCAGCCUCAGCAGCUCCUCUACCCUCCACUUCAGUGGUCUCAUCUCCUUCGGGAUCCACUUUAUCCCGGAUUCCCUCUGAAUGAGAAGGGAGAGGUGGAGACGCUGCCCCCGUAUUCCCUCUCGCAGAAAGGAGAAGAUCUACCACAAAAUAUCAACGUCCUCAGGUUCUUCUUUAAUCUCGGCAUCAAGGCGUACUCUCAGUCCCUAUGGCCUCCCAUCUCAUAUCUGGGUCCUCUGACUCAAGCCUAUCAGAUGCACCGCAGAGCACCGCCGCCUUCCUCCAGCGCUCCCGCUAACCCCACCCCCAUGACCCCAUGGCAACUGGAAAACCCUCCUCCACAGAAUUUGAGUUCCACCCUUGACCUCUCAUUGGAAAGCCACAGUCACGCUCCUGCUGGAUCUGUAGACAUGGGAGGAUAUCGCGAUCACCCCCCACCCAUUCAAAUGCAGGUACCGGCGAGACCGCCAGUGCCCUGGUCUGCUUCCCCCGGUCCAGGUGCCUGUCCCGAGGCUUACCCGGUCCAGUUUUCAAGCCCACCUUGUGCACCCCCCGCGAAUCAGAUGUACCCGCCGUCAUCCGCCGGUUUCCACCUGCCACCUCAACCUUUUGAAGCCAUAAACCACGUUCCUCUGUCGUUGGUGAGAAGUCAAGACGGUUGCCAAAGAUCAAUGAACCCCCAGUUUGGAUCCUUUCAGACAGGUACGUGUUUUCACAGAGGUCAACCUCUUGAUUUCAAGCCGGUGAACAUUCCCAUUUCAGUGUCGACAAUGGAACCGCCCCCCUAUGGUUCUGUUGUGCAACCCUACGCGAUUGGUCCACUCCAAGGAGACAUAGCGGGUUUGAAUCCGUUAGCCAAUGGAAACUUCGGAAGACCAGAUGUAUUUCAAAAAAGCGCUCUCGUCGCAGAAGAGCCCACUCAACUGCUUCACGUGUACUGUCCCGAAGAUGGACAAGAGUUGGUCGGCGUUGACCUCCGAAUCGGCCAGAACUUCUACAGUCAGUCGUACAGGGGUGGAGGAAGGCGUGGCCAAGAUGACCGAGGAGGAUAUAGAGGGAGGAGCCACCGUGGACGGAAAGAGUAUUCGGGGUGGGGGAGACAAGACGAGCAGCCGUACGGUGGUAGAGGACAUUACGUCAGGUGAGGGGUGGGCUCACAGUAAACAUUUCGAUGGCGUACGCUGGAUACACACCAGUCAUUGGUUUACAAUGAAUUGUUAGAGGUGUUUGUCUGUGUGGUGUUUUAACUGUUUCUUCACAUUCUUAUUUAAAUUUAAAGCAACCUGUUCACAAAGUGUCGUGAAAAUAUAAAUGUUUUCGCAUACAUUUUCUAAUAAA